Molecule: messenger RNA, 870 nt
Organism: Cynara cardunculus var. scolymus (artichoke)
Lineage: Eukaryota; Viridiplantae; Streptophyta; Magnoliopsida; Asterales; Asteraceae
Product: trafficking protein particle complex subunit 6B-like
Exons: 4
Coding region: 92-616 (174 amino acids)
Biological process (GO): regulation of GTPase activity; endoplasmic reticulum to Golgi vesicle-mediated transport
Cellular component (GO): cis-Golgi network; TRAPP complex; trans-Golgi network
Source: RefSeq, a predicted model, not a curated record
ACGGCUCGGCACUCGGCAAUCGGCAGUAGGCAACGACAACGAUCAUCGUGAAGUUGCAGAGGGCUUCGUCUAAAACACACACAGAUAAAGGAUGGUAAGAGAAGUAUCCGAAAGCUGUAUGGACAGCUUGUUAACGGAGAUCGUAUCGUCCUAUUGCAAUCGAUUUUACGCCAAUAAGCCAGAGCUUGCUGCUCGGAGAAUUGAAGCCAUUGGCUACCAGGUCGGCCACCAGCUCUCUGAAAGGUACACAAUUGAGCGGCCACGGUUUACUGAUCACCUGGAGGCGAUCAAGUUUAUCUGCAAAGAUUUCUGGUCUGAGCUCUUCAAGAAGCAGAUAGACAAUUUAAAGACUAAUCAUAGGGGUACAUUUGUAUUGCAGGAUAAUAAGUUCCGUUGGCUUUCACGGAUGUCAGGGGAUCCAUCAGAGAUUUCUGGUGCUGCUCAAGAUCCUUCCACCAUGUCUGAAAAUAAAGCAGCACAAGCAACCGGCAUGCAUCUCUAUUUCCCCUGUGGAAUUAUAAGGGGAGCACUUUCUACCUUGGGAAUUCCUUGUGCUGUUUCGGCUGAUAUAUCCAACCUUCCGGCAUGUUCAUUUGUGGUCCGGAUAAAGGUUUAGCAAAUCUUACUACAAGAGAUUAAAAUGGACUGAGAGGUCCGCGACUUUUCAGGUCUCCAAAUCAAACUCUAUAUUCUCCGUCAUGAUUAUGUAAGUAAAAAAGUAAUUAAGCCAGCUUAAAAAACUUGCGAAACUAUUUAUGAUUUUUAUAGGUUUGAAUAAAAAUUGAUACAGGGAGUUAUCAAAUAAGUGUGCCAUAAAUUCCUAAAAACUGCAUAUAUUGUGUAAUCUAGAGAUGAACCCCAUGCUUCUCA